Molecule: messenger RNA, 6574 nt
Organism: Neoarius graeffei (lesser salmon catfish)
Lineage: Eukaryota; Metazoa; Chordata; Actinopteri; Siluriformes; Ariidae
Exons: 2
Coding region: 955-1953 (332 amino acids)
Source: RefSeq, a predicted model, not a curated record
UUCAAAUGAGACUGAUUCAAUUUAAUUAUUAACCUUCAAAUUUAAUAUGAGACUGAUUUAAUGAGAUUGAUCACUCAAUUACCCAAAUGCACCCACAUAUUAAAUUGGUGCCCCAUGUGAGGAGAUUGGUUUGUUGACUUCUUGAAUAUUGUUGCAACAACAAAUAAACUAUCAGUUUGUUUAAGCAACUUCUAAGGUAUAUCCCCAGGUGUGUUAAAACGGUUAACAGUAGCGUGAUAACCAUAUCACAAAAUACUCAUAACCUAUUCAUAACUUAGGAUAAGAGAUAGCAUUUCCAAACAAACCUUUUUAAUUAAUUACAUAGUUAAUGUUAAUUAAUAAGAAUUAAUUAAUAAAUUAACUCAUUGAUUAAUUAAUUAUCCAAUAGCCAGCCUAAGCGAAAUGGCAUCCCCUCGUGUCUCAAAAAUUGAAGACAACACUCAAGACGUGUCUCUCCUUGAGGUCAUCGCAGACCUCAUUCACUGCUCUGCCUCCAAAAAGGCAAACAUUAAGUACAUGAGUAAGAGUGAAUGCCAAAACAACAUAGAUAACUCGAAUAAACAUAUGAGAGAUCCAAAAAGAACAACUUUUAGUGUCCAAGCGGCACUAGGUAAGCUAUUCCUGUCAUACUUCCGAGAUACUGAUUCAGAAAUCAGACGCCUCCGCAGAGAGGUUGAAAGGCUGACCACCAGCAACGCCGAGCUGGCAGCUGAUAAUAAUGAUUUACAUAGGGAGCGUGAGCUUUUGAAAAACUCCAUUGAUGAUUGCGCCAAAAGGCUAGAGAAAGCCGAAAUGGCCGCCCAGAGGGCUGCCGAGGAGCAGACCCCCCAAGAAGGGCGUGAAAGACCCUCAACAAUGCGCCAAAGUUCAGAGCGGGAAUAGGCGUCCGAACCGGACACCGUAGAUUGCCUGGUCGAGGACCAGACAACCCGCCAAACUCCAUCAACUCGCUACAUGACUUCGUUGUUUAGCCAGGGUGGAGCCGAACUGUGCUCAUCCCGAGCCCAGACCCAUAGCACACUCAGGUCAGUGUGCUACAGUACCCCUGAUCAAUCUUCGGAUGAAUCAGGCUAUGAAUCUAGUGCGAAACGGGAGCAACACCAGAGUAGCUUAGAUAGUGAGUGCUCAGAAGAGCCAAGAAGGUCACACAAGGACGUGCACCAAACCCUUCACUUACGGCAAAUUGACCUACUUGCCAAAGAUGUCGAGCAAUUUGAUCUGGAAAAUAAAAGAACAAAUGUGAAUGAUUAUUUGCGAGAAAUCAAACAAAAAUGGUCUGAGGCGCCUCGUGAAUAUUAUAGACGGCUACGUACUGCCUAUUUCCAAGGUAGUAGCGCACUAGGCUUGGAAGAAGAUAGAGGCUUCAAAUCCCUCUUCUUACAUAACCUCCACCCAAGCGUGCGGACUCAAGUCGCACUGACGUGUCGACAGGGUUUCCACUCAAUGAGGGAAAUUAGGCGACUAGCCCAAAUGACCUGGGAGACCAUUGUCAAAACCGCAAAUGGAAACGAUGAUGAACCCAGAGUCCUUAGGCUCCAGGAUGCAGACGAGCCCCCGCUAGCCUUAGAAGGAGGCGAAGCUCCAAAAGGGGGACCCCCCUGGAGAAAUCCCGGUCCGAACCGCCCCUUGCCGAGCCAUCACCAGCGUGAGCGGAGAAAUCGGCAAGGUAAGGCCAGGAGGGACCGAAGGCAAGUCCACAGUGACUAUGGCAACCGCCCAUCACAUGAAAAGGGUCGUAGGGAACAAGGCGGUUGGCAGCAAGACCGUCAUCCCCGCUCUGGCCAGAGACGGCAGGAGCGUUCUGACCGUAACUCCAAACAUAAGGGUAGAGACGACCGACACAGUGACUCAGACCAACCUGGUGAGUUCCACUCAGAGCUGGAAUCUUUAAAAGCCCAGUUGGCUGAGAUUAAAGAACUGUUACAAAAGAGGUCAGACCCCUCAACAAAAUAAAUCGAAACGAGCGUAAAGAACAAAAAGCCUACUACGACCGAAAAGCCUCCCAUCACACAUAUCAAAUAGGCGACAAAGUCCUAUAUUUUAACUUUACCAAGCCGGUAGAAGUCUCAAAAAGUUCCUACCACACUGGUUGGGACCUUUCGAUCAUAGGAAAACUGUCCCCCGUCGCGUAUCGCAUUAGGACAUCCAGGCCCAAUCAAACGCUCUCAUAUCGAUUUCCAUAACAAUCAAAUCAAGCCUUUGAACAGUCCUCACUCCAAAAGGGGGGACGACAGUUAGGCCCACCCUGUCCACCUAGCUUGUAUGCCUCACUCACCCAUAAGCGUACACUAACAUUCCCGGUCAGACUUACCAACCCAAUAAAGUAAUAACCCUUCGGUAUAACAUGAUAGAUAAAAUACUAAAAUCCGCUAUUAUUACUAGUGUGUAUUCAUCGCAAAUACACCUGGCAUAUAGUCUUGGCAGUGCUAUCCUCAUUUUUGUGAAUCCACAAGACUUAGAGAUGUGCACCUCCACUAAAGACAUCCACUGGGUCUGCCCAGGCAACCCAUACAUAACACUACACGCCAAGCUGGAUAAGAUGGUCUGCGUCCCUGAUAGCUUUAGCCGCAGUAGCGCAUGCUUUCUGGCCAGACCACCCACUGCCAACACCUUUCUAGAAGAUUAGGUUUACCAACACAAACACUAAUACUUCUGUUCUUCCUUCCUUCAUUUCUUCUCUUUUCUUGUUUUUAUGCAUAGGAAAUUAAACACUACAUGUUUCAUGUUCUAUGUUUAAUUUUUUUUUUAGAUGUGACUUUGACCUAGUUAGCUAGAGUGAUUAUAUGCCCAAAAUAGCCUGAGUAUAUGCCCAAAAUGCCUCUGCCUCCAACUGUCUUACUGGAACUCAUGAGUUUACACAGUUUUCACAGGACACCAUGGACUGUGCAGAGCAAGGCUGCCUCAAGGACUACGGACAUGCGGACUGUACAGUACUGUGCUCUCAGUGCUACGACUCCAUCAUACCCCUGAGACCAAAAGGGGGAUUGUAGGUACAAUACAGUCCGUCUCUUUAAGAAACUACACUUCCCAUCAGCCCACUUCCGCGUUGACCUGCGUCACGCCUGGGCGGGAUCACCAACGUCACUUCCUACAGGAAGGCAUAAAAAACCCGGAAACUCCUGGCUCCUCCUCUCUCUCGUGUCCGGAUUCCAAGCGGUCUGGACGCACAAAGAGAUACGCUCCACCGGGCAACCAGAUAAAGACGUCUUUUCUUUUUCUUUCUUUCUUGCAAGAUCCACGAGUUAGCGCGAUUUCUUUGUUUACCUUUGGCCACGGUAGACUCUAAGAUCGCACAAUUUUAAACUCAGUGAGUUACAACCGGUUUUUCAUUUCAUUCAUUAAGUCAGUGAUUCUUCAGAUAAGGGACAAAACAUGUCCGAGAGAUGAAACUCAUUUUUGUGGUUAAAUAUGUAAAUAAAAUAUGUCACAUAAUUAUCUUAAAUAAAAAAACAAAUACAGAUUUGCACUAUAAAGUAUGAUUUAAAGGUUUUGUACACAUAUAUUUUAUUUUACAUGAGUGAAUGUGUUACCAGCACCGUAAAUAAACCUUGUCCGAAAGCAGGUUUAAGUGUUUCUUAACACUUAAAAAAUUGUUUAAAAUAAAAUAAACAUCAUAGCUACUGUCAUCAAGUAUUCUAAUUAAUUAUUCAAACUGUACACAAGUUUACAAUUUGAGAAACAUUUUUGUGUAAUUUUUAAGCGAUUGAAGUCAUGUCCAGAGUUUCUGUCAACACCAUAAGAUUUUUCAAAAAUUAGAAAAAAAUCAGGCAUUAUUGUGGGCAGCUCUCAAUCUAAGGACCCCUUUACACUUCCUGCUUGAUACACAUGCCAUGAGGCCACUGCUCUGGGUUCAAGAAUGUAACAUGGAACUUCUUCCCCACAUCCCAUGGCAAGGGUGCCCCAGAUGGCAUUGGGGCGACUGUUAAGAGAUGUGCCGACAGAAUUGUUCUCAGAGGUCAGGACAUUGUGGAUGGCAUGACAUUUCAUCAGCUGGUGUCCAGUUGCCUAAGUGGAGUCCACCUACACUAUAUCACCAAUGAUGACUUCUUGACUUAUGAUGCUGUUCUCGCCCAGCCCCUGCGAUCCAUCACAGGAACAAGAAAGAUCCAUCAAGUUGUGGCUCAGCGCAAUAUGAUUUACUGUAGACAGAUUACGUGUUUUUGUAACGAGACAGAAAUUUGCCAUUGUUUCAAUCCAGUUGCACACCAAUUCCAUAGCAUCUCUCAGCACCAGGAUGAACAUGCUCAAAUACAGAGUGAUGAACAUGCUCAAAUACGGAGUCCUCUUGCGAUGUUGGUGGAAGCAAUGGAAAACGAGCCGCAGAGAACACCUGAGGGCUUAACAACAACAAUAGGGCCUAGUGAUGUCCACAUCGGAGAUUGGCUUGCUGUCAUGUACGACCAUAACUGGUGGUUGGCGAAAGCCCUCAGAAUGGAUGAAGAACAUGGAGAUGUUCAAGUCGAAUUUUUUCACCCUCAUGGUCCAAACUCUUGCUUCCAAAGAAAACAAGGAAACCAGGAUGUCUGCUUUGUCCAAUUUGCUGAUGUCAUAGUUAAACUUAGUGAACCAUCCUCACCAGUCCAUACAAGUCGAACCAGGGACAUAUACCAGCUCUCUUCUGAGGUUAUGGACUUCAUAGAUGAGGAACUUUUCAAUCGGUUGUUGCCAGGUCUUUAAACCCAUUUUCAUGAGUUCAAUAUUUCCAGAUGUCCAUAGGCUUAGUUACUGAAUGUUCUUUGUUACAACCUCACGGAGAAGCACACCAGAAAUAAGUGCCACAUAUAUAUUUGUAUGAUAAUGUGUGUGCAUGCCACACACACACACACACACACACACACACACACACACACACACACACACACACUCAAUGUUCUAUUGCAUCAGUUGUUUGGUUGAAUGUCUGGAUGUUAUUUUGUUUGACAAGAGUAUUUGACUUUUCGCUCUGUAUAAGAUAUAAAUAUGCAUACUGCCUGGUUCAUGUUUUUAAAGUAGGUUUUAAUUCAAAUAUAUGAUUAACCCUAAGUGGUAUUUUAUGUCAAUAAAAUGUUUAAUGAAAUUAUCUCCAUUUCCCUUCUAUUUCGUCAACACCGUAAGUGGUGUGUCAACACCGUAAACAGCUUGUCAACUCCAUAAUAUGACUGUUAAGUUAAUUUUUUCUUUAAAAGGAUAUUUUAUUACAUUGUUUCAAGUUGUUACAAUAAAAACACUGCAUUUCCAAAUUAAAUAUGUAUACUUUAUAUUGCUUAAUACCAUUGUUUGUUAUGGAGGAUAAAAACUAAAUGCAUAAAGUCACAUACCGGUAAAUAUAGUCAAUAACAUCUUAAUAAAUUAACUUUUAAAAGUAAUAUUACUAGUUUGAAAACACAGACAGAAUGACACAGAUUAAGGCAACCUCCAAGAGUAAAAAUGCCUGGAAAAACUUUAAAAUAAUAUAUAUAUUUUUACAUUUCUUUGUGUCUCAUGGUGUUGACAAAAUCUCUGACUUGCCCCGCAAACAUGAAAAUAAUGUUAAAAAUCUUGACCUGGGAGAUUGUCCGAAAAUUGUAUAAGAGGCCCAACACCUUGUGCAACCAUAAUAUAUGAAUAUGUUUUGGAAAUAAUGAGAUUUUAUUUUUAGAAAAUCAAAACCCCUUUUGUCCCUGAUCUCAAGAAUGACUGAAGUACGUACGGACUGCAGUCAAAGCAGUUAAUUUGUAAUUAGGAGCGACCAGAAUUCCUCCUGAUUGAAGCGCUGUGCAUAUUAUGUUGAUCAGAGACUUUCUUUUCAUCACUGCGACCGUACGCCGGACCAAGGAAGUUUUCUGCGCCUUCUACAGAAGCAACUCACGUGCUUCACUACGGUGAAAAACUCAUUUUGGGGCAUAAUUAAGCUAGUCUUAGGAAUUUGCUUUUAUUGAAACAGUGUAAAUUUAAACUCAGGAAAGUUUUGUUUACACUAUUAGACACGCAGCGUGUCGAGUUCUGUUUUGUUGUAAUCUCUCAAUGGUUUUAAUAGAUAGGUUUGCAUGCCCUCUCUUCCUUACUAACAUUUUAAUUUCAUUAUUACACAUAUCUUGAUCGCAUCAAGAUUUCAGUGGAUUCAGUACUGUUAUAAGCUAGUGAAAUUAGCAUAUGGUUAAUUUCUUUUAGCACACAUUAGCAUCCAAAGGUAAUCCUUUUGUUUCAUUAGCCUCACAGGCCCCACCAGGCCUCAACACGUGGCACUCCUCCCCCCACGCUCACAUACACACCUUUUGUUUUAACUCCACGAGGCAGGGUCCUCGGGGCUUAGCUAGCCACACGGCUAAUUCUUUUGUCGUUAGCAAGCUAGGCUAACCUUUGUUAGGCCUUAAGGCCUACACCAUGUGGUCACUCAGUAACCCACGUUAGCUAGCUUCCCUUUUGUCUACUUAGCAACACAAAGCUAAUCUAGGCCUACCCAAACACACACAAGGCCUUUCUCACACACACACACACACACACACACACACACACACACACACACACACACACACACACCUCACUGUUUGUAUAUAUUUCAAUCUGCUAUUAUCCAUUUUUAUCUUUGUUACAAUAAAUUCAUUUAUUAUUGAAA